Messenger RNA from Branchiostoma belcheri (Belcher's lancelet), 2065 nucleotides. RefSeq names its product transmembrane protein 56-B-like. The record is from RefSeq and is a predicted model, not a curated record. Gene Ontology annotation, biological process: lipid homeostasis. Gene Ontology annotation, cellular component: membrane; endoplasmic reticulum. The transcript has 7 exons. Lineage: Eukaryota; Metazoa; Chordata; Leptocardii; Amphioxiformes; Branchiostomatidae. Bases 273 to 1016 code for a protein of 247 amino acids.
CGACACCAUACGAUUGACCUGGGUACUGCACCAAAGAUGGCCGCCGACAGCUGUUCCGUCUAGUAACCCCACUCCACCGGGAGACCAGGUGCCGUUUCUAGGAUGUCAUCGAUCCAUUCUGUCAACCGCCAUGCAUGUGUUAAGCCUAAGCCGGCCGGCAUAAUUGCCUGACAUAUACAUACCGCCUAUCUUUAUAGCUAUCGUAAGCUUUCAGCGCUGGAAAACUCAUCUGCAACAAUCUACACAACUAGUGUCCACCAAGUUAUAGCGUCAUGGCUGUGGAGCUUUUUCAUUGGCUAAUCGUCGCCGGCGCCUUCGUCGUCUCGUUCCCAAUCUUCACCAUCCUCACGCCUGCGCUCUUCAGGCGACUCGUUCCCGGGUUCGAUCAACUUACACCAAGAAAAGACUUUCUCAUUAAAGAUGCAGUGCUGUCCAUCUGUCACGUGUUUGUCAUGGCAACGCUGGCCUGGUACACCUGCCUCUACACCGACCAAGUACCUCAUGACGUCAUCUGGCACGAGUCUCCGCUGGUGAAGAUUAUGAACUCACUUAUGGUUGGAUACUGCGCUGCGGCCUGUCUGCUGAUGGUGUGGUAUCGAGUAGUGGACCAGGCGAGCUUCCUUCACCACGUAGUGUCAACAUACACAGCCUACAUAUCACUGACAUACCCAUGUCUACAUUACUACGCCAACAUCUGCUACAUGAUGGAAAUAUCGGGACCUUUCGUCAACACUCGAAUGAUUCUCAAACAGCUAGGCGAUCAGAGUUCUCCUCUUUUUAUUUGCAACGGACUCGCUAUGGUUGUGACAUUUUUCUUCGGACGCGUCUUGUCCACCAUAGUCGCCACUUACAACCUCGUCAGGCUCAUGGUGAUCGACUCCCAGCAGUUCUUUCAACUUCCGGUACCCGUCCUGCUUUGCUACGUGGGCGGAUGUGCCCUCUUCAACACCCUCAACUACUACUGGUUUUUCAAAAUCUUGCGCGGUUUCGUCUCGUUUUUCCAGAAACGGCAAUGAAAUGUUGACUUUUCUUCAACAAUGAGGACCAAACUGAAUAACAGUCAACCACCAACGAGGUUUUCCCAUGGAAUAACUGACCUAAUGAUACGCAAUAAGAAGUUAUUUGCAAAGGUGUAAAAUUAUCUUUGUACAUAUUCGUUUUUUUUUUAAUUUUUAUUACACUCUUUCAAACUACUGUGCAAUAAGUGGACCGUAAUAUGAAUUUUAUUAUGAACAUUUAAUAAUAUCAAGGUAAAGAUCAUUCAUGAUUAGCAUAUGAUAAAUAUCAUAUCCAGUAUUAUAACUGAAAAGCCUAGUAUUUAUCAGUAUUAUACGCUGAUUGUAGUCUUUUACAAUCAGAAGCCCAAAUGUUAUGAAUGAUAGCGUAUUGUAUGUAUAGAUUGCACGAGUACAUAUAUAUAGAUGAAACAGUUAACUUUACGGGCCAUUGUCCAGUCACGAAAAUGCAAAUGUAGGUCAUUUGCAUUGUCGUGACUGGGCAAAUACGUUCGUUUCUGAUGAAACCAUAUACAUGCACUAGAAUGUAUCUUUUACCAAUUCCGUAAUGAUUCACCAAUUGUGAAUACACCCUAUAGGAACGCAAUAUAGAAUGUAUGUAGAAAAGGCUCCCCAAAAGAAAGAGACGUUUUGAAAGCUUGUCACCGAAACUCUUUUAAGAAAAACGCCCUUGAAAAAUUCGAUCAGGAUUUCUUUAUAAUAUACAACAACAGCCAUAUCCUGUCAGCUUUCAGUGUCGCUUUGAAAUGGGAACUAAAGCUAAGAAACAUUGGAGAACCAUGCAUUUUAAGGAACACUAUUAAUAUGUAUUGGCAACUGUCAUAAAAAAACUGAACAUACCUCAAACACUUUCAAAUUGCCUAUUCAGCUUCACCGUUAGGUGGUGCUAAUUUAGUUCAACUAUACUGUUUGCAUUAUGAACAGGUAUAUAGUAUUUUAUGGCAAUUUUUCUGUCGUCUCAAUCAUAAACUGUUGCACGAGUUGACGUAUACCUCUGGGGUUCUUAUAUUUAGGCCGGAGCGACUUUACAACGUACUGAUGUUGUACAA